Messenger RNA from Dipodomys ordii (Ord's kangaroo rat), 1325 nucleotides. RefSeq names its product progestin and adipoQ receptor family member V (gene Paqr5). Bases 165 to 1226 code for a protein of 353 amino acids. Gene Ontology annotation, molecular function: signaling receptor activity. The record is from RefSeq and is a predicted model, not a curated record. Gene Ontology annotation, cellular component: membrane. The transcript has 8 exons. Lineage: Eukaryota; Metazoa; Chordata; Mammalia; Rodentia; Heteromyidae.
UCCCCAGGCUGUUUAGCAUCGAGCAGGUGCCCCAGAGCUCGCCCCCUCUCCCACAGCCCCUGACAUCUGGGGCUCACUGGCUCAGACAGACAACAUCUAUGUUAUACAACCGCAAAGGCAUCUGAACACCGGGCUGUGGGCCCCAGGCAGAGGGGGCAACAUUCAUGCCGGGAGUGAAUGAGCUGGGAAUGCCAAGGCAGGCUGGGUUCCCUCCUCUGGCUGGCUGGAGACAGACUGCUCGGAGGACAGCAGGCUACAAAAGCUCCUCGAAGGGAAGAAGAGAGGUGUUCCAUGAGCAGGGCAUUCUCUUCGGCUACCGACACCCGCAGAGUUCUGCCACUGCCUGCAUCCUCAGCCUCUUCCAAAUGAACAAUGAGACGCUCAACAUCUGGACUCACUUGCUGCCCUUCUGGUUCUUCAUGUGGAGGUUUGUGACCAUGCUGUGGAUGACAGACAUCCAGAAUGACAGCUACUCGUGGCCCGUGCUCGUGUACAUGUGCACCAGCUGCGUGUACCCGCUGGCAUCCAGCUGUGCCCACACCUUCAGCUCCAUGUCCAAGAACGCCCGGCACAUCUGCUACUUCCUAGACUACGGUGCUGUCAACCUUUUCAGCCUGGGCUCAGCCAUUGCAUACUCGGCCUACACGUUCCCGGACGGGCUGGUCCGCACCACCUUCCAUGAGUACUACGUGGCCUUGGCUGUGCUGAACACCAUCCUGAGCACCGGCCUUUCCUGCUACUCCAGGUUCCUUGAGAUCCAGAAGCCCCGGCUCUGCAAGCUACUUCGCAUCCUGGCCUUUGCAUUUCCCUAUACCUGGGACUCCCUCCCCAUCCUCUACCGGCUCUUCCUGUUCCCGGGGGAGAGUGCCCAGAAUGAAGCUGUCUUGUACCACCAGAAGCACAUGCUCAUGACUCUCCUGGCCUCUUUCUUCUAUUCUGCACACCUGCCAGAGCGCCUGGCCCCAGGUCGCUUUGACUACAUUGGACACAGUCACCAGCUGUUUCACGUGUGUGCAAUCCUGGCCACACACAUGCAGAUGGAAGCCAUCCUGCUGGACAAGAACCUAAGGAAGGAGUGGCUCCUGGCUUCCUCCAGGCCUCUCUCCUUCCCACAGAUAGCUGGAGCUCUGCUUCUGUGUGUCAUCUUCUGCCUCAGCAACAUAAUUUAUUUCUCAGCUGCUCUGUAUCGGAAUCCCGAGCCAGAAUUACAUACAAAAGAAACAUGAUUCAGCCGUAUGCUAUCUAUGGCAUGCACCACCGUGAACUGGCAACACCCCAGCCACCAAAAACUGUGCCUUACAAUGGCAAAAAUGUGGUCCUUGUGA